GGGGCUUAGAGAGAGUGGUCACUCUCCGGAAUUGUAGGAGGACGAGGUGAGCAGCAGCGGGGCCCAGCUCCGGAUCAGAGCCCGGCUCAGCUCUUGCCAGGCCAACUUGAGACAUGUCUGACACAAGUGAGAAUGGUACGGGUCCAACCCGCCUCCAGGCUGAAACUUCAGAAAAGGAAAGUGAUGUAAAGGUGCAGACCCUAUUGACAGUGACCCAGAACUUGGAGGUCUCAGAGACACCAAAGGCUUCAAAGGCACCAGAGGUCUCAGAGGCUGGGAAGGCCUCAAAUGCUGCAGGGGUCUCAAAGGCCACAGAGGUUUCCAAGGCCCCAGAAGCUCAGGAGGAAGCUGCCACUAAGGUCUCACCUACCACUAAGCUGACUGAUACCACCCAGUCUUUGGCAGCUGAAAAGAAGAGUCCAGCAGCUGACACCAAGGUGCAGAAUGCUGACCCUCAGGCUGUGACAGUGCCUGCCACUGAGACCAAAAAGGUCAGCUGCGUGGUUGAUACGAAGGUCAAUACAAAGGCCCUGGAGACUGAGGCUGCUGCCUCUCAGGCUCCGUCAGAUGAACCUGAGCCUGAGGGUACAGCUGCCCAGGCUCAGGAGAAUCAAGAUACUCGGCCCAAGGUCAAGGCUAAGAAAGCCCGCAAGGUGAAGCAUCUGAAUGGGGAGGAGGAUGGCGGCAGUGAUCAGAGUCAGGCUUCUGGAACCACAGGUGGCCGUAGGGUCUCAAAGGCCUUAAUGGCCUCAAUGGCCCGCAGGGCUUCAAGGGGCCCCAUAGCCUUUUGGGCCCGCAGGGCAUCAAGGACACGGUUGGCUGCUUGGGCCCGGAGAGCUUUGCUCUCCCUGAGGUCACCUAAGGCCCGUAGGGGCAAGGCUCGCCGUAGAGCUGCCAAGCUUCAGUCAUCCCAGGAGCCCGAAGCACCACCAUCUCGGGAUGUGGCCCUUUUGCAAGGGAGGGCAAAUGAGUUGGUGAAGUACCUGUUGGUUAAAGACCAGACAAAGAUUCCCAUCAAGCGCUCAGACAUGCUGAAGGACAUCAUCAAAGAAUACACUGAUGUGUACCCUGAAAUCAUUGAACGAGCAGGCUAUUCCUUGGAGAAGGUAUUUGGGAUCCAACUGAAGGAAAUUGAUAAGAAUGACCACUUGUACAUUCUUCUCAGCACUUUGGAGCCCACUGAUGCAGGCAUACUGGGAACAACCAAGGACUCCCCAAAGCUGGGUCUCCUCAUGGUGCUUCUUAGCAUCAUCUUCAUGAAUGGAAAUCGGUCCAGUGAGGCUGUCAUCUGGGAGGUGCUGCGCAAGUUGGGGCUGCGCCCUGGUAUACAUCACUCGCUUUUUGGGGAUGUAAAGAAGCUCAUUACUGAUGAGUUUGUGAAGCAGAAGUACCUGGACUAUUCCCGAGUCCCUAACAGCAAUCCCCCUGAGUAUGAAUUCUUCUGGGGCCUGCGCUCCUACUAUGAGACCAGCAAGAUGAAAGUCCUCAAGUUUGCCUGCAAGGUACAAAAGAAGGAUCCCAAGGAAUGGGCAGCUCAGUACCGAGAGGCGAUGGAAGCAGAUAUGAAGGCUGCGGCUGAGGCUGCAGCUGAAGCCAAGGCGAGAGCCGAGAUUAGAGCUCGAAUGGGCAUUGGGCUCGGCUCUGAGAAUGCUGCUGGGCCCUGCAACUGGGAUGAAGCUGAUAUUGGACCCUGGGCCAAAGCCCGGAUCCAGGCAGGAGCUGAAGCUAAAGCCAAAGCCCAAGAGAGUGGUGGUGCCAGCACUGGUGCCGGUGCCGGUGCCGGUGCCAGUGCCAGUGCCAGUGGCAGUAGCAGUGCCAGUGGCAACUUCGGUGCCAGUGCCAGCCUGACCACCACUCUCACGUUUGGCCUCUUCUCUGGCCUCAGUGGAGCUGGUGCCAGCAGCAGUGGUAGCUCUGGUGCCUGUGGUUUUUCCUACAAGUGAGAUUUCAGGUAUCUAUUUAGAUUUGGUGAGGGCAGCCAGGGCUGUUGGGGAUGGGAUGAGGAGCUGGGUGGUUAUGGGAAGGCCAAGGUCGGAGGACCAUAUGGAGAGUGUGGGAAAACACUGCUUUGACAUUUUAUUUCUUCCUGUUUGGUGGAUAUCAGUUGACUUUCUAAUUUUCUUUUACUUGUGAUUUCAGAUAUUGCUAAUCCAAGCAGUCUUUCUCUUCAUGCCAGGGUGCAUCCUCAGAAAUGUACUCCACACAGCACCCUAGGCAGCCACUAUCAAUCAAUCGAAUUUGACACUCUAUAUUAAAUCUAUU
Molossus molossus (Pallas's mastiff bat) is the source of this 2262-nucleotide messenger RNA. Its product is annotated as melanoma-associated antigen D2. The coding region runs from base 114 to 1943 and encodes 609 amino acids. Gene Ontology annotation, cellular component: nucleus. NCBI's taxonomy places the organism in Eukaryota, Metazoa, Chordata, Mammalia, Chiroptera, Molossidae. The record is from RefSeq and is a predicted model, not a curated record. The transcript has 12 exons. Gene Ontology annotation, biological process: negative regulation of transcription by RNA polymerase II.